Oryza sativa Japonica Group (Japanese rice) is the source of this 895-nucleotide messenger RNA. The record is from RefSeq and is a predicted model, not a curated record. Lineage: Eukaryota; Viridiplantae; Streptophyta; Magnoliopsida; Poales; Poaceae.
AUCAACUGCCGAACCACUCCACAAAAACAAUAACAGGGCCAGUGUGCUUAUCUAAAAUCACACCUGAAUCUUGCCAAAUUAAUGCCUAUUUGUUUCUGAUCCCUAGCUUUAAAGGCUGAAGCUGCUGUCAGCUGUGUUCGCGCAGCAGCAAGCACAGGCAGCAUCAUGGCGAAGGUGCACCGGCUGAUGAACGCCGUGCUCCGGCUCGCCGCUGCGGCGGCUGCUGCAACGGCGGCGGUCGUCAUGGUGACGAGCCGUGAGACCACCAGCUUCUUCGGCAUUCAGAUGGAGGCCAAGUACUCCUACACCCCAUCUUUUAUCUUCUUCGUGGUGGCGUAUGCCGUGGCGGCCGCGUAUAGCCUGCUCGUACUGGCCGUGCCGGCAGGGAGUGCCCUCUCCAGAUUGGCGCUAACAACAGAUGUGGUGUUGGGGAUGGUGCUCGCCGGUGCCGUGGCCUCCGCCGGCGCCAUAUCGGACAUCGCGAAGAACGGCAACUCGCACGCCGGGUGGCUGCCGGUGUGCGGGCAGAUACACGCCUACUGCAACCACGUCAUGGCGGCGCUCAUCGCCGGCUUCGUCGCGCUGGCCGUCCACUUCGUCGUCGUCAUGUACUCCCUCCACAUUGUCACCGAUGUCAUUUGCCCCUGCCAUUAGCAGAGUCUAUCUAUAUAUAUAGUCCAUAGUAGCAGUAUAUAUAUAGGUCGUGAUAUAUACUUCCAUCACCAAAAAUUCGGGUACGUAUAUACCAUUUUAUUUUCUCUAUAUCUAUGUCUCAAUUUGUUAAAGUUAUGUUUCAGAUGGCAACUACAUUGUGAUCUAUGGUCCUCUGUAUCUUGUUGUUACUUGUUACACACAAGAUUUGAAUGAAAAAUACCCCCACGAUGUUCCAGAAACA